Messenger RNA from Bombus impatiens (common eastern bumble bee), 1274 nucleotides. Its product is annotated as E3 ubiquitin-protein ligase MARCH3-like. Gene Ontology annotation, molecular function: ubiquitin-protein transferase activity; zinc ion binding. Gene Ontology annotation, biological process: protein ubiquitination. The record is from RefSeq and is a predicted model, not a curated record. The transcript is spliced from 4 exons. Bases 247 to 915 code for a protein of 222 amino acids. NCBI's taxonomy places the organism in Eukaryota, Metazoa, Arthropoda, Insecta, Hymenoptera, Apidae.
AUUUUAUAAUUAUUUAAUUUCCACAAAUCGAAACUUUUGAAUAUCAGUAGAUAUAGUUAAUUUCCUUAAGAAUCAAAACAUUUUGAUGACGACUACGUCAAGUUAAAGACACCGAUUUGAUUGAUGAUCGAAAAGUACCGAUUCCUGUGACAAAACGGUUGAUUUCAUCCGGAUGACAUUGCGACGACAUCCAACAACGAACGCAUAGGCGGCGAUAAUUCCUCGAUAAUAGCUCGAUAACGUCCCAUGGAAUUUCAUCAGAGCAGUGCAGCGACGGCGGCGUUCGACGACGCUGCGACCAUCAACACGCCAAAAAUCGCUUCGCCUUUCUACCGACACAACAUGACUUCCGAUAAACAAAGUGCCGGCUCUAAUUGCUGUCGAAUAUGUCACGAAGAUGAAAGUUCGGAAGAAUUGAUAGAUCCUUGCAAAUGUUCCGGUACAUUGGGCCUAAUCCAUGCUUCUUGUUUGGAAAAAUGGUUGUCCAUGUCGAACACCGAUCGUUGUGAAAUUUGUAACCUGUCAUUCGAGAUACAGAGGAACUAUAAACCGUUAUUACAGUCUUUCAGACAAUGGUGGAGAACUAGAAACAGAUACGGACCACAAGGUAUAACUGGCGAUAUAGUGUGUCUGAUACUGUUAACUCCACUUUGUAUCGCGGCAACAUACUUCUGCGCAAUUGGCGCAUCCGCUUAUACCAAGCUUGGUUUUUGGGAGGGAACAGGCUUGACUGCCCUUUGUAGCAUACUGGUAGCCACUUAUUGCUUGUGGUUGAUUGUCACUAUCAGGUUUCAUUAUAGGUCGUGGCAACAAUGGCGCACAAGAAAUCAAGACGUUAAGUUAAUAGUAAAGCACAAGCCCGAAACAUGUACCAUCGAAUUCUCAAAUCCUUUGGAAGAUGAAUUUAAGAUUUAAAAGCAUCCAAUAAUUUUGAUAAACAAUUUACAAUUCAUAAAUUUCAUUGAAAUUGUUAAAACUACCGAAAUUACUAUCUGUAUAUUGUCAUAUUCGCGUCUUAAUUUGCCAUUAUAAGAAUCUUAUCUUCCUAUACUUUUAAAGUGAUUUGCUUUCCGAUCAUUUGAAAUAUGUACAUUGAUACGGUAUGAUGUGAGUACAGUCUGCUCAAAUCUGUACAACAAUACAAGUUUAUGUAAUAUCGUGCUAUUAAAUAAUUUAAAGCUCAGAUGUAUUUAACAUUGCGAAUGCGUCAAUAUUGUGAAUCGAUACUGUGUGAUAUUAAUAAGCGUUCAAAUAAUGAAGUACCUGAGCCGAGA